CAGCCUGCGUGGGGCCCUAGCGCGGCAGGGCGGACGCUCCGGGCCCCUGCCCGGCAUCUCGGGCGGGCGGCGUCGCGGCCAUGGCCAAGGAGCGGCGGAGGGCCGUGCUGGAGCUGCUGCAGCGGCCGGGGAACACGAGAUGCGCCGACUGCGGCGCCCCGGAUCCCGACUGGGCUUCCUACACCUUGGGGGUGUUCAUCUGUCUGAGCUGCUCUGGGAUCCACCGGAACAUUCCCCAGGUCAGCAAGGUGAAGUCUGUCCGUCUGGAUGCCUGGGAGGAGGCCCAAGUGGAGUUCAUGGCCUCCCACGGGAACGACGCUGCGAGGGACAAGUACGAGUCCAAAGUGCCUCCCUUCUACUACCGGCCCACGUUUUCCGACUGUCAACUCCUGCGCGAGCAGUGGAUCCGGGCCAAGUACGAGCGGCAAGAGUUCACCCACCCGGACAAGCAGGAGCCCUACUCCGCAGGAUACCGAGAAGGCUUUCUCUGGAAGCGGGGCCGGGACAACGGGCAGUUUUUAAGCCGGAAGUUUGUGCUGACGGAACGGGAAGGCUCGUUGAAGUAUUUCAACAGAAAUGAUGCCAAGGAGCCUAAGGCUAUCAUGAAGAUCGAGCAUCUGAACGCCACCUUCCAGCCCGCCAAGAUCGGCCACCCCCACGGCUUGCAGGUCACCUACCUGAAGGACAACAGUACCCGUAACAUCUUUGUCUACCACGAGGACGGGAAGGAGAUCGUGGACUGGUUCAACGCGCUCCGAGCCGCCCGCUUCCACUACCUGCAGGUGGCCUUCCCUGGGGCCAGUGAUGCCGACUUGGUACCGAAGCUCUCCCGGAACUACCUGAAGGAAGGCUACAUGGAGAAAACGGGGCCCAAGCAAACAGAAGGCUUCCGGAAGCGCUGGUUCACCAUGGAUGACCGGAGGCUCAUGUACUUCAAAGACCCUCUGGAUGCCUUUGCUCGCGGGGAAGUCUUCAUCGGCAGCAGGGAGAGCGGCUACACGGUGCUGGACGGGCUACCGCCGUCCACCCAGGGCCACCACUGGCCCCACGGCAUCACCAUCGUCACGCCAGAGCGCAGGUUCCUGCUGGCCUGUGAGACAGAGAUGGAGCAGCGGGCCUGGGUGGAGGCUUUCCGGAAGGUCGUGGACAGGCCGAUGCUGCCCCAGGAAUAUGCAGUGGAAGCGCACUUCAAGCAUAAACCCUAACGAGAGACGGUUCUGGAGGCCCGAGGGAACCGGACUUGUUGGAAGUGGCCCUCGAGGAGGCAGCGGCCAGACUGAGGGGCUGCCAGAUGGAGGAACCAGCUUCGUGGCCCCGGCCCCAAGCGGCAGCCCUGGACAUGGCCACGUGGGGCCUGAGCUUUAGCCACUGGGACCCUUUUCUCUGGAACCUCACUGCAGGCCGGCCCGACCUGCUCAGACCCCACCAUGCUGCUGCCCACCGCUGUGACCCCUGCCACCCUCACCCCCCCCACACACUGAACCACCCUUCCUCUGAGGCCUGGGCCUGGCCUCCUGGCUCAGGGCAGCCCGGCAGCCCUUCCCUACCUGCCCUUGCCCCCUGCCCGCCUGAGCAGGACCCUGCCCCUGAGCAGGAGGCUAGGCUGUGGGGACAGCGGGUGGCCUGCAUGCCUCCCCUCCCCCUCUUGCCCUUCCCCCAAGUCUCUGUCAACAAGUAUUUAUUGAGCUA
This is a messenger RNA of Enhydra lutris kenyoni (northern sea otter), 1689 nucleotides long. Its product is annotated as ArfGAP with dual PH domains 1. NCBI's taxonomy places the organism in Eukaryota, Metazoa, Chordata, Mammalia, Carnivora, Mustelidae. The coding region runs from base 81 to 1205 and encodes 374 amino acids. Gene Ontology annotation, biological process: positive regulation of GTPase activity. Gene Ontology annotation, cellular component: intracellular membrane-bounded organelle; plasma membrane. The transcript has 11 exons. Gene Ontology annotation, molecular function: GTPase activator activity; phosphatidylinositol bisphosphate binding. The record is from RefSeq and is a predicted model, not a curated record.